This is a messenger RNA of Oppia nitens, 1745 nucleotides long. RefSeq names its product HMG box-containing protein 4-like. The record is from RefSeq and is a predicted model, not a curated record. NCBI's taxonomy places the organism in Eukaryota, Metazoa, Arthropoda, Arachnida, Sarcoptiformes, Oppiidae. The transcript has a single exon. Bases 196 to 1704 code for a protein of 502 amino acids.
UAUUUGAUGUGAAUGUUAGUCACAGACACACAAAGCGCUGACAUUAGUGUAGAAAUUGAGUCAAAUGUAUGUCUAAUGUGUUGUUCACUAAUAGAGACAAACGUUUUGUUUUCAAACAUUUGAAUACAAUAUUCAAUUGAUUUGUCAUUGAUUUCAAUCAAACACAACACUAAAGUCCAUCAAUUGUUGUGACAAAUGUCGAGAUCAGGAGGUGUUUCCCGAUCGGGAAGAGUACUGAGAAAGAGUGCCAAACUCAUGGAUAUGGUUACUCAAGACAAUGAUAACCGAAGUACUGGCAAAACUUUGACACCAAUGGACAGUAUGAAGACAAACGACAAUGACAUUAGUCUUAAUGAAGAGACGGCUAAAUGUGACACCGAUUCGGCCAAAACUCAACAUAAGAAUCUCAAAAUCAAGUUAUGUCUGAAUCCUAAGCCAUCCUCUGAUAUCUAUGACAUUAAAGAUAACGACACAUCUGUUAACAAUGAGAUCGACCAAAGUUUACCAAAGAAGACAAUUCCGACGCUGAAGAUUCCCAAGAGUAAGAUUAUUGGCUCUUUGGUGCCAAACAACGACAUCGAUGUUAGUGAUACAUCCGUGACAACUGAAGAUAAUUUAAUGUCCAGUUCUAUGUCAUCCGUUGAUGAAAGAAAUGCGAAAAAAACAAAAAUUAAAAAAGAAAUAAAUGAUUUGAAAGUCGAUGAAAAUGAGAUUAAAGACGAAGUGAUUAACCAUAACGAUAACGUUAACAAUGAAGAGGAAAGUGUUAAUACAAAUGAUAAACAAGAGACACCAAAAUUAACCAAAACAGCAAAGACUGUAAAGAAAGAGCCGGAAACAGAAUCACCAGCUAAUAGACUUUUCAGACAAAUCACAUCAGGAGUGACACCAAAUCUUAAUAAAAAUAAAAGAAACAAUAAAAGGACAAAAUCGUUGCCAUUAGAAGAUAUGACACAAAUAUCUUUCGAUGAAGAUUUCGAGGAGACAUCACUUAUUAUAGAAACCGAUGAUUCUAUUAUUAAAUCUAAGCCUAAACCUAAAAAAUCGAGACCAUCGAAGACAACAUCCGAUAACAAAAGAAGUGAUAGAAAAUCUAUGAAAAGCAAGAAUAGUUUGGAUGACAAACCAAAGAAAAAGGUGAUCACAGCUUACAUGCUUUGGUCUAAAGAACACAGAAGUAAAAUACAACAGCAGUGUCCAGAUUUAGACUUUGCAGACGUCAGUAGAAAGUUGGGUGAAAUUUGGAAGUCAAUGCCUGAUAAAGAAAAGGUUGGAUGGAAACGGAAAGCACAGAAACUGGUCACUAAAGGCUCAUCCAUUAUAAGCACCGGUAAACCAAAGGUUUUGACACAAUUCUCAAAACUGAAUCAUUCGACAAACAAUUCUCUUGUAUAUAAUAAUGACGACUACGCCGGCUAUACAUCCAUUGAAGACAUGUGGCAACCAAUUAGCACAAAACCAAUUGAUGUUUCAUCACAUUUAACAUUAUUAGGCGAAUCUCUAACAACAAUAGGUCAGCGACUUAAAGAGCACAGCGGACAGAUAGCUGUCUCCGGUUCGUUAUCUGUAUUAUUAGAUUCAACUUUAUGUGCCAUUGGACCGCUUCUCUGUCUCACACAAUUGGAUCCAAUUCUUGAUGGUUGUCCACAGGACAUCCAUAAGAAGACAUUAGAUAACAUUGCAUAUAUUAUGCCUGGAAUUUAAUUAACAAAAAACGUGUUUUUCAAUUAUUUAAAUUUUUAAAA